AAACCGAAAGAGUCGGCGUAUUGUAUGGCAAAGUCGGCGAUUGAUAUGUUCACCAAAUGUAUGGCCACUGAGUUGGGACCCAAAGGCAUACGAGUUAAUAGUGUUAAGCGACUAGUCCAAGGUCACAGCAUUCCUCUUUUCAACCUAUAUUGGUAUGAGGAGAGGGGGGUGUCCUUGAAUGUGGGCCGUGAUGUCGACUCUCUACUCCAACAAUAUGAAGGUCCAAUCGCUCCUUACCCUUGGGAUCCAAACAACACCCCUAACGACCUGUUUGUUGAAUUGGCGCCGAAAAUGCCGGUGAAAAGGGUCGCCAUUUCCGACGAUUUAGCAUUCGCUGUGCUAUUAUUGGCGGCACCGGAAUCAACGUUUAUAACCGGCACUAAUAUGUUGGUUGAUGGGGGCUAUACCGUUGCAGGCCUAUAA
Oppiella nova is the source of this 423-nucleotide messenger RNA. The record is from the annotation of a GenBank genome assembly. NCBI's taxonomy places the organism in Eukaryota, Metazoa, Arthropoda, Arachnida, Sarcoptiformes, Oppiidae.